AUGGCGUCGUCUUUUGCCAUGAUAAAGCCCCUGAUUACCCGUGGCAUCGCUAGACGAUGCGCCAGAACGAGUCGAUCCGUAGUACAAGGAAGAGUAUGGGCUGCCCGCGGCUUUUCUUCGGGCGAUGGCGGUGACAAGAAAGAUGAAAGCAUCGUCGAUAUCUUGGAGAAUUUGAAGCUCCGACGGCCGGCCGUGAGCGGCACCACAGCCAGCGGUGGCGAACGACAACAACGAAGUGUUGGUUGGCAACAGCAGAAGCAACAGCAGCCACGCCAACAGCAUUCACGCGGUGGCCGACGUCCACCACCCGGUCCGACACCGGAACCGCCAUUGGCCAGAGAUCCUUUGCUCCGUACGCACAUGAUUGAUCUCUUUCCUGGCAAAUACGACGACGAUGAUGACUUUAAUGCUGGCACAGAAACAGAUCCGUGGGAUGACGACGACGAAGACGAAGGUGAUUUUGAAGAAGUCGAAGCUGAAAUGGCAAAACUGCAUCGAGAAGAAAUGGAAUUGAAUGCCAAAAAGCUAAAAUGGAUCGAAACCACCAAACCGCAAGUGCGAGUGCCCGUCAUUGACUCGAUCGGACGCGCUUAUGGACGAGGCGCUCGAAAAUCGGCACAAGCUCGCGUCUGGAUCACACCGGGGUUUGGCAAUGUCACGGUCAAUCGCAAAGAUUUGGUCGACUACUUUCCGCGCUUUUCCGAUCGCGAACUCGUUUUGGCUCCUUUGGUUGUGACCCGAACCUGUGGCAAAUUCGACCUGCAGUGUCAAGUAAAAGGUGGUGGAUUGACGGGCCAAGCCGGGGCCAUUCGUCUCGGUGUGGCGCGAGCUUUGCAGCAUUGGAAUCCCGAGUAUCGGCCACCCAUGAAGAAAAUGGGAUAUCUCACCCGUGAUGCCAGGAGAGUGGAACCCAAGAAGGUGGGAUUGGUCAAGGCACGAAAGGCACCGCAGUGGAAUCGUCGUUAG
Messenger RNA from Seminavis robusta, 966 nucleotides. Lineage: Eukaryota; Bacillariophyta; Bacillariophyceae; Naviculales; Naviculaceae. The record is from the annotation of a GenBank genome assembly.